CAAAAUAUACAUGUCAAUUUGACAUUGUAAUGUAGAUGUCUACCUUUAGGUCUACGAAAUUUAUAAUGUGUAUAAAAAGAUAAAAUAGAACCAGUGAGAAAUGUAGGUAAAUCCGCAGUGUCUAAUGUCUGAGGGCGUGGGUGUAGAGAACUAUGCCGUUGUGCUCAUCUGGCUAUUCGUGUGCUGGUUGUAUACGACACUGCUCGCUGUCACAGCGUUCGCAGUCGUCUAUGUGCUGAGGAAGCGCAGGUCGUCGAUCCUCAAAAGCCAGCGGCCGCCACGGACGCCAUUCUCAGAGCUGGAAUUCAACGUGGCCACUCCCACUGACACAGUCAAAAGCCGUCGCGUCAGUUUUUCGCGUCGUACUGGUGUUGCAGAGUUUGUUACAAACGAAGCAACAACGACGUGGAAAAAUUUCUAUGAGGAGCACAAUAAGUCGUUGGAAUCGUCCAGCAAUGAUUCGCAGGUGAAAGCGCCGCGUCAGCCGAUCGGCCACAUUGGUAAACGUAUUUUUGACGAACAGUUUGAAGAAGUAGAAGCUUUUGAUUUCAUAGGUCAGUUUAACAAUCCUGGCUUGAAUAUCAACACUUCUAUUAACAAUAUAAAUCUAACUCAACAACUUGCUUCAUUAGAAAAUACAGAUAAUAUUAAACUUUCCGCGCCUCAUACUAAUUUUGAACUGAGCACAUUCACAGAAAAUCAUAGUAAGCUCUUUGGCGAUGAACUCACAGCACCUACUAUGGGAGAGAUGUCUGAGAGAAUUGACGUUAACUUCUCAGACAUACAAAGUAUCAAUCGAGGGAAAGAUGAUGAUUUGGAUGAGAUAGAAAGAGAUUUGGAAAGGGCUCAGAAUAAUGUUAAUUAUGCCGGACCUUUUGCAGACAGACAAAACAUGUCUGAGUACAUUGAAAUAGACCUGAACACAACUCAUAUUACUAUGGGCAACGAGCAAUCAGAUAUGUCUAUUACAGAUACAAUACACAGCCAAGUACAAGAUGUUUCAAAGAGUUGUUCGAUUGAUAAAAAAAUGAGCCAAACUAAGGAUUGGGUAACAGAUAAAGAGAACAUUGCAAUAAACCCAUACGUAACACCGCGCGAAUCAGUAAAUUUUGCUAUUAAUGAAGAGGCUGAUAAAGUUCUAGUAUUUGAUGGUAAGCGGCUUACCUUGCAAAGCGAACGAGAUGAUAAAAAAUAUCGGAAACCCCUAGUAACCAAUGGACCUGCAAAAGAAAUUCCACAGAGAAAAACUAUAGUUCUUAACGUAAAUGACGACUUACCCAACUUUAUAGACGACUUGCAUAUUUCAAAUAUAGACUCGUUUAAAGGAAUUGUAUCAAAUGACUGUGAUAAAGAAUUAAUCCCUAUGAAAAAUAGAAGUGUAAUAAAUAUCGACCAAGAACACAUAUCAACGACAGAAACAGCCCAAUCUCAAAAUAUCCUAGACAAAAAAACUAAUAAGAACAGAACACUAAUGUAUGAGGAUGAUGAUUGUAACAUAUCAAUGACUCAGGCUUUACCAGCUAACAUAAUAGAAAAUAAAGUUGAGAAAAGUCAAACAAUAUUGUAUGAGAAUGAUGGCAACAUGUCUGUCACAGAGGCUGUGCCCAUGAAUAUUGUAGUACUAAAGAAUUCAAACUCAGAUAAAAGAAAAACCAUAGUAUUUGAGGAUGAUAUGGCUAGUAUUUCUAUGACUCAAGCCUUACCUGUAAAUAUUAUUAAGGAAAAUACGCAAGACAGAAGAACAAUUUUAUAUGAAAAUGAUGGUAUACCUAAGCCAGAUCAUAAGACUCAAAAUAUAUUUCCUGAUGAUAUUAAAGUUAAUGAAAAAGAAAAAUCCGUUCUCUAUAAAAUAAUUAAUGAUAAUGUUCCAUUCACGAAUGGUAAUUUAAUAGAUAAUGGUAAAAAAUGUGAGGAAAACAGAACUGUUAUUUUUGGAAAUGACACUUUGAACAUAUCGGUCACCCAAGCUAUACCUAACAAUAUUAUUGUUAGCGACAAGGCUUCUUUAUCAGAAAGGAGGAAAUCUAUACCCUAUAAGAAUGAUAUGGCCGACUUAUCAAUAACUGAAACUAUUGCUAAUAAUAUAGUAUUACAAGAAAAAAAUUGCCAGUUUCAAAGCAACGAGAAAAUACGCUGUCAUAACGUGCUUAGUGACAAUAUUUCAGUAGAAAAUGAAAAUCUACUACAAAGUAGAAAAACAGUCUAUGUUAAUGAUACAGGUGAUAUAUUGAUAUCCCAAGCUAUUUCAAGCAAUACUGCUUUGCUGGCAAAUGAAGAACAAACACAAAGAAGAAGAACACUUGUCUUUGAAAAAGAUGCAGGGAACAUUUCAGUCACUCAAGCUAUUCCAAGCAAUAUUAUUUUACCAGGUAAUGACGCACAAACACAGAGAAGAAGAACAAUAGUCUAUGAAAAUGAUGCGGGGAACAUUUCAGUCACUCAAGCUAUUCCAAGCAAUAUUAUUUUGCCAAAUAAUGAAGCACAAACACAAAGAAGAAGAACAAUAGUCUAUGAAAAUGAUACAGGAGACAUUUCAGUCACUCAAGCUAUUCCAAGCAAUAUUAUUUUGCCAGAUAAUGAAGCACAAACACAAAGAAGAAGAACAGUAGUGUAUGAAAAUGAUGCAGGGGACAUUUCAGUCACUCAAGCUAUUCCAAGCAAUAUUAUUUUGCCAGAUAAUGAAGCACAAACACAUAGGAGGAGAACAAUAGUGUAUGAAAAUGAUGCAGGAAACAUUUCAGUCACUCAAGCUAUUCCAAGUAAUAUUAUUUUGCCAGAUAAUGAAGCACAAACACAUAGGAGAAGAACAAUAGUGUAUGAAAAUGAUGCAGGAAACAUUUCAGUCACUCAAGCUAUUCCAAGCAAUAUUAUUUUGCCAGAUUAUGAAGCACAAACACAUAGGAGGAGAACAAUAGUGUAUGAAAAUGAUGCAGGGGACAUUUCAGUCACUCAAGCUAUUCCAAGUAAUAUUAUUUUGCCAGAUAAUGAAGCACAAACACAUAGGAGAAGAACAAUAGUGUAUGGAAAUGAUACAGGAGACAUUUCAGUCACUCAAGCUAUUCCAAGCAAUAUUAUUUUGCCAGAUAAUGAAGCACAAACACAAAGAAGAAGAACAAUAGUGUAUGAAAAUGAUACAGGAGACAUUUCAGUCACUCAAGCUAUUCCAAAUAAUAUUAUUUUGCCAGAUAAUGAAGCACAAACACAAAGAAAAAGAACAAUAGUGUAUGAAAAUAAUGCAGGGAACAUUUCAGUGACUCAAGCUAUUCCAAGUAAUAUUAUUUUGCCAGAUAAUGAAGCACAAACACAAAGAAGAAGAACAAUAGUGCAUGAAAAUGAUACAGGAGACAUUUCAGUCACACAAGCUAUUCCAAGCAAUAUUAUUUUGCCAGAUAAUGGAGCACAAAUACAGGGAAGAAGAACAGUAGUGUAUGAAAAUGAUGCAGGGGACAUUUCAGUCACUCAAGCUAUUCCAACCAACAUUAUUUUGGCAGAAAAUGAAACACACAGGCAAAGUCGAAAAGCAAUCCUUAAUGAAAAAGAUUCAAACAACAUUUCAGUCUUUGAAGCUAUGCCAAGCAAUAUCAUUUUGCGAAAUGAAGAUGAUUUACCCGGGGAUCAAUUAUUGAUACGAAAUAAUAUUCUACAAAAUAAGCCAAUUGACAAUACAAUAACUAAUAAACGAGUUUCACACGCUGAGGGUCCGGAAGCAGUAAAAACCUCUGAAAUCAAUAUCCAAAAUGAAGAAAUUGCUACUAACUCUGGAAACAUAUCUAUAACGUGUAACAAAGACGGAAAAGAGUUGUUUACACGUGAAGAAGAUAAAGCAGAUUUCGAAAUGGCAACAGUCGCGGUCGAUAAUACUAAUUUAACUCAAUUUGAGAAAAAAAGAGAUAUUACAGAAUUCCGUGAAAUAGAAGUUCACGGAAUAAGUUAUAAUACCUCACAUAACACUAUGGAUGCAUACGAUAUAUCUGCAGAACAAGAAGUUAUUAAUAAAUAUUCAAAUGCUAAAAAUACUAAUUGUGCUAUAAUAUUAACCAAAGAAAAUUAUGAAUCACAUGAGAUUGACACACAGAAACGAAAAUCUGACGUAGUAGAGGACCGUGUCCGAAAUGCUGACUUUACUAAACCAAUUCCAAAUACUUUAUCGUCAAUACAAAAUGAUUGUAUAGAUGAGCCGUUAAAGGAAUUUAAAACAAGCAGUGCAUCGAACCAUAUCAAUAGACAAGUAUUACUGUAUCAAGUCACUACCAAGCAAACCGACUUAUUGGAAUCCAAAACAUCUGAUCAAUCUAGAUGUGAGAAAGCAAUAGAAGACGCAAUAGUAAUAUCUUCACCUAAAAUAAUAGCUGCAGCUAAUAUUAUUGAAGAAAAAAAUUCCCUCGUGAUUGCAAAGAAAAACAGUGAGCUAAUUAAUCAUAAAAAAACAAUACAUGGUAGUGAUAAUACAUUUAAUGAGCAUAAAUUUGAUAUUGACAAGACAUUGGAUUUUCAGAAGAGCUUAGAACAACCAAAAGUUGCAUUAGAUAACCUACUGAAUAUGUCGAAUGCGUCAAUGGAAAGUGAGACAGAUCAUAAAAAUGUAAUGGCAGAAAUAGUAUCUGAACAGCAAUUGCUUGCAGAUAACAAAAAGGAAGAUAUUGAUAACAUAUCAAAUGAAAGUAUGUUUUAUAUUACAAAAGAUAGCGAUGAAGAAGACCAACCGGAUAAAGAAACCAGUCUAAACGUUCCACCAACUUCGUCUUUAACCCAAAAGGAAGAAAAUACUGAAAAUGAUGCUCGUCUUCAGAAGAAAUUAGUGGAGUUUAAAAGUAUUGUAAACGAAAAUAACAACAGUCCACCUAAAAACAGGCAUUAUGAACAGAUUGUAAGUUUAGGUGUAGAACGAGGAAGUGAAAAAAUAUUGUAUCUCCAAGCCAGAUAUUAAAUUCUAUUAAAGAAAGAAAAAGUUACAAAACUGCGGAUGACACAGAUUAUUUAUUGCAAAUGCUAUCCGAUUUAACCGAGAACAAAGUUUCUGAUAUUAUAGAGGAAGAUGAAAAACCUGAAUCCAUUAUGAUCAAAGAGCAUCAAGCUU
This is a messenger RNA of Manduca sexta (tobacco hornworm), 5077 nucleotides long. RefSeq lists its product as uncharacterized. Bases 125 to 4927 code for a protein of 1600 amino acids. Lineage: Eukaryota; Metazoa; Arthropoda; Insecta; Lepidoptera; Sphingidae. The transcript has 3 exons. The record is from RefSeq and is a predicted model, not a curated record.